Mixia osmundae IAM 14324 is the source of this 1035-nucleotide messenger RNA. RefSeq lists its product as uncharacterized. Gene Ontology annotation, molecular function: uracil DNA N-glycosylase activity. The transcript has 3 exons. The record is from RefSeq and is a predicted model, not a curated record. Bases 1 to 1035 code for a protein of 344 amino acids. Gene Ontology annotation, cellular component: mitochondrion; nucleus. Gene Ontology annotation, biological process: base-excision repair; base-excision repair, AP site formation via deaminated base removal. NCBI's taxonomy places the organism in Eukaryota, Fungi, Basidiomycota, Mixiomycetes, Mixiales, Mixiaceae.
AUGAGCUCGCCUGCCAAGGAUGGCAAGCGUCAGCUCACUCUCGAUGCCAUGUUCAAGCCACCGGCAAAGAAGGUCAAAGUCACCGAGACGGUAGAAACAAGCGAUUCGAACGGCGCCGUCUCCACGACCGUGUCGAGCGUGAUCUCAGCCUCCAGCGCGCCUGCACUUACUCGACUAGAAGCUUACGAUGCUGUCAAAUUCGAUCAGCAAGCUUUCCUGGCCAAGUUGAGCACCACGGGUGACCCAUGCGAGCGCGAUCUACUCGAUCUUGAAAUGACCACUUUGGGCUCUACUUGGCUCAAAGUGCUCGCACCGGAGAUCAAGAAGCCUUACUUCCUCACACUGAAGCGCUUUCUCUGGCGGGAAGGUCUCAGGCAGGCAAACGUACAGCAAACCAAAAUCUUUCCGCCUGCUCCCGACGUGUAUGCCUGGUCAAGACAUACACCCUUGACAAAGGUCCGUGUGGUGAUCAUCGGUCAGGAUCCGUAUCAUCAGCCUGGCAAUGCGCACGGUCUGUGUUUCAGCGUCCGACCUGGUCUAGCAGUUCCCGCCAGUUUGAAGAACAUGUACAGCGAGCUGCAACAGGAAUACACAGACUUCAAAGCGCCCAAACAUGGCAAUCUGGAAGCAUGGGCAAAGUCGGGCGUCCUGCUGCUCAAUACUUCUUUGACUGUACGCGCGAACGAAGCAGGCAGUCAUGCCAAGCAAGGCUGGGAAACCUUCACGGACGCCGUCAUCUCGCUCGUGGAUAAGUACGGGGGAGCGGCAUUGCCAGACACAGCAAAGGGGGUCGGAGGAGGUGUCGUCUUUAUGGCUUGGGGAGCUUGGGCAGCGAAACGAGUGGCACGACUCGACCGAAAGAAGCACUUGAUUCUCACCAGCGCUCAUCCUUCGCCACUCAGCGCUCACAAAGGCUUUCUGGGCAACGGCCAUUUCAAGAAAGCGAACGAAUGGCUCAAUGCCCGUCACGGUUCCGAGGGACAGAUCGACUGGACAAAUCUGCCGGUCAAGACCAACGAUGCUGUGACUGCAUAG